CCUCCCGUCCGAUCCAUCACCCACCAUCAACUGCCUCUUCAACGGUAGUAGUAGCGAGUUGUGUGCCUCCUUCUUGGGGCACGCUCUGUGACCUCUAAAAGGACGGCCACCUCCCCUCUGUAUUCCACCUCUUCUUCGGGCUUCUUCAUCUGCAUCCAGGCCUAAAGAGCAAGUAGCACAGCGAUGGAGGGGGGGAAGGCAGAGUUCAGCUUCGCCAAUGGGGGUGUGCCGGCGGUGGUGUCGCCGCGCGGAAGGCUGCCACCGAUCCAGACAAGCCGCAGCAUCAGCUUCAAGAAGACCAAGGACGGGGAGGAUCGGGACGGCAACGACGGCAUCUGCCACGACGACAGCACCCCGCCGGUGAAGGCGCAGACCAUUGACGAGCUCCACUCCCUCCAGAAGAAGCGCUCCGCCCCCACCACCCCCGUCAAGGAUGGCCAGGGCGCCCUCUUUGCCACCAUCUCCGACGAGGAGCGCCAGAGGCUGCAGCUCCAGUCCAUCAGUGCGUCGCUGGCAUCGCUGACUCGAGAGACAGGACCCAAGUUGGUGAAGGGCGAUCCGGCGAGGAAGGCGGACACCCCCAAGAUCAGCACUGUUCACCACCAUUACUUCACCCCGACCAUCAGCGUCAGCGACAGCGCCCUUAAGUUCACCCAUGUCCUCUACAACCUCUCACCUGCAGAACUGUAUGAACAAGCCAUAAAAUAUGAGAAGGGAUCGUUUAUCACAUCGACUGGAGCUUUGGCCACCUUGUCUGGUGCAAAGACCGGUCGUGCUCCCCGGGACAAGCGAGUUGUCUUCGAUGAAACCACUGCAGAAGAGCUGUGGUGGGGGAAGGGAUCGCCUAAUAUUGAAAUGGAUGAACACACAUUCCUAGUGAACAGGGAGAGAGCUGUUGAUUACCUGAAUUCUCUGGACAAGGUGUUUGUGAAUGAUCAAUUCCUGAACUGGGAUCCUGUGCAUCAGAUCAAAGUGAGAAUUGUUUCAGCAAGAGCCUACCAUUCCCUAUUCAUGCAUAAUAUGUGCAUCCGUCCCACACCAGAAGAAUUGGAAAAUUUUGGUACUCCAGAUUUCACGAUCUACAAUGCAGGGCAGUUCCCGUGCAACCGUUACACGCACUACAUGACUUCCUCAACCAGUGUAGACCUGAAUCUUGCUAGAAAGGAAAUGGUUAUCCUUGGUACUCAAUAUGCUGGAGAGAUGAAGAAGGGUCUGUUCAGUUUGAUGCACUAUCUGAUGCCUAAGAGACAAAUUCUUUCUUUACAUUCUGGGUGCAACAUGGGCAAAGAUGGGAAUGUUGCCCUCUUCUUUGGAUUAUCAGGCACUGGGAAGACAACUUUGUCUACUGAUCAUAACAGGCUACUUAUCGGUGACGAUGAACAUUGUUGGAGUGACAAUGGUGUUUCAAAUAUUGAAGGUGGGUGCUACGCCAAGUGCAUAGACCUAUCAAAGGAGAAGGAACCUGAUAUCUGGAAUGCCAUCAAGUUUGGAACUGUGUUGGAAAAUGUUGUAUUAGAAGAGCACACUCGUGAAGUGGACUAUUCGGAUAAGUCGGUCACAGAGAACACUCGCGCUGCCUAUCCGAUCGAGUUCAUCCCCAAUGCGAAGAUACCAUGUGUCGGACCGCACCCGAGGAAUGUUAUCCUACUGGCCUGUGAUGCCUUUGGCGUCCUCCCACCAGUGAGCAAGCUGAGCCUGAGCCAAACCAUGUACCAUUUCAUAAGUGGCUACACUGCUCUGGUUGCCGGCACUGAGGAAGGUGUAAAAGAGCCACAGGCCACGUUCUCUGCUUGCUUCGGUGCGGCCUUCAUAAUGCUCCACCCCACUAGGUACGCUGCAAUGCUGGCCGAGAAAAUGCAGAGGUAUGGGGCCACUGGGUGGCUAGUCAACACCGGUUGGUCUGGUGGAAGGUAUGGCGUGGGCAGCCGCAUCAAGCUGGCCUACACUCGGAAGAUCAUCGACGCCAUACACUCUGGGAGCCUACUGACUGCCAAUUACAAGAAGACGGAGGUGUUUGGGCUGGAUAUUCCAACUGAGAUCGAGGGUGUGCCAUCAGAGAUUCUGGAUCCGAUGAACACUUGGCAGGACAAGGCAGCCUACAGGGAAACACUGCUGAAGCUGGCUGGCCUGUUCAGGAAGAACUUUGAGGUGUUUGCAAAUUACAAGAUCGGCAAGGAAGGGAAUCUGACGGAGGAGAUUCUCGCUGCUGGCCCCAACUUCUGAGACUUCCGUGUCCUAGCAAGCUUGAUAAUAAUAAUAAUGAAGUUAUUCGAAAGAGACUGGUUCUGAGCAGAAAUAGUGGAAGCCGGAUGCUGUUUUAUGUCUCAUAUUAUAUUAAUACAUGUGGAGUUGUAAUGUAAGUAUGCACCACAAUAAACACAUCAUUUCCGGGCUUUCUGGGUGUCCUGUGACAAAACUCUGAUGUGAAAGGUGUUUAUAGCUCUUUCAUGUCCCCAAACGCCUACAUUCCUUGGAUCUAUCUAUGGGUAGCUGGAGUCCACUAUUAACAGUUAAGGAUCUGUAAUCAAAGAAGAAAAAAAAAUGCAUGUUUCUCUUUCUUCU
Musa acuminata AAA Group (dessert banana) is the source of this 2562-nucleotide messenger RNA. RefSeq names its product phosphoenolpyruvate carboxykinase (ATP) 1. NCBI's taxonomy places the organism in Eukaryota, Viridiplantae, Streptophyta, Magnoliopsida, Zingiberales, Musaceae. Gene Ontology annotation, biological process: gluconeogenesis. Gene Ontology annotation, cellular component: cytosol. The record is from RefSeq and is a predicted model, not a curated record. The transcript has 13 exons. Bases 184 to 2223 code for a protein of 679 amino acids. Gene Ontology annotation, molecular function: ATP binding; phosphoenolpyruvate carboxykinase (ATP) activity.